CAGCACGGUGCUCCCCUCUUUCCCGUUCAAAUUGCGAUUUCUGGCCUUCCCAUAAACGCUGGAGUCCGGGACAUAAGGAAGCACCACCACCAGCAGAAUCUAAGCGACUUUUCUUUCUCGAGAUCUCAAUCCUUCCUGUCCUAUCCUCAGUGAAACCAUAGAACGGCGAGUUCGCCUUCAGCUCUCGAAUCAUUGGAACCAGAUUAGUGCGGGAUAAGACGAAGACGGGGCACAAGAAUCGGCCAUGGCUCUCCAUCCUCUUCCAAAGAAGAUAAAGCUGGAGGAAAACGGCGACUUGGAACAAUCGGAAAACGAAGGAGGGGAAGGUCUUCUAGGGAACUCCAUUCAGGAGCAGGAAGAGGCGCUGAUCGCUCUCAUCGAGCACCGCACCAAGGAAUUUGAGCAGCUCAACCAGAAAGCUUCCUAUUACCAAUCCCAGGCUGAGGCCGCAGAGAGGAGAUUGCAGGAGUCACGGUUGCAGCUGGCUCGACUGCGGGGGUCAUCUGGAGAUUCUGGACCAGCCGGUGGCAGGCGAUCGAGGGCAGAAAGCCCCGCUCUUGUCAAUGGAGUUGGUGCCCGUUCAGAGACCAUUGCAUCGAGCCAUUUGUCGAGACCGCCGCUUGUUAUUCCCUCAAUAAACCCCAAGGUUACAACAACGAAAGUUCCUCCACCGGAGGUAGCGGCUCGCAGUAAACCAACUUCUUUAUAUCAGCCCACGCCUAAGGCUCCCGAGAAAUCAAUGAGGGAAACGACAACGGUACGCAGCUCAGAAAAGAGGAAGCUUGUUGAGAAGGAGCAUCAGGACUUGAUCCCAAAUGUACGAAAGAGUUCUUCACCGAAUAUAAUUCCAUUCCAGCCAGGCACUUACAUUCAUAGCCAGCAUAAGAGGAAGCUGAGAACUCUUGUGCUCAGCCCUGUCGAUGAUCAACUACUGGUUACUAGUGCGCUUGAUGGUGUGGUAAAUCUAUGGCAAGUACAAGCUAAAGGGCCUAGUGCUAAUUUGCUUAGCAGUACAGAUUGCCUCUCCCCUAAACACAGGAGGUGGCCAGAAGAUAUUGCAUGGCACCCAGAUGGAAAUAGCCUAUUUUCUGCAUAUACUGGCGAUGCUGGUGAUUGUCAGAUCUCAGUGCUGAAUCUUAGAUUGUCUGGAAAUAAAAAAGUUACUUUCUUGGAAGAAAAACCUCAUGUAAAGGGCAUCAUAAACAGUAUCAUUUUUAUGCCUUGGAGUGAUUUAUGUUUUGCAACUGGUGGGAGUGACCAUGCUGUGAUCCUCUGGAGUGAGAAAAAUGAUUCAUGGAAACCCAGGGCAAUACAUCGCACCCAACAUACUUCUGCUGUCAUGGGAGUUGCAGGAUUGCUGCAGAAGAAGGUCAUACUAUCGACUGGUUCUGACAAAAGAGUUAUUGGUUAUGAUCUGUUGGCAGAAAGAGCUGAAUUUAAACAUCAGAUAGAUAGCAGAUGCAUGAGUGUGCUGCCAAACCCUUGUGACUUCAACCUGUUUAUGGUUCAAACAGGGACCAUUAGCAAGCAACUACGGUUGUUUGACAUCCGGCUUAGGAAAACCGAAAUCCAUUCUUUUGGAUGGAAGCAGGAGAGCAGUGAGACUCAGUCUGCCCUGAUUAACCAGGCUUGGUCUCCAGAUGGCCUCUAUCUUUCCUCUGGGACAGCAGACCCCAUGAUUCAUAUUUUCGAUAUCAGAUACAAUGGCAACAGUCCCAGCCAAUCCGUGCAAGCUCAUCAGAAGCGAGUCUUCAAAGCUAUAUGGCACCAAUCCCACCCACUGUUGACCUCUAUCUCAUCUGAUCUCAACAUAGGCUUGCACAAGAUUUCCAAGUAAAAGUCAGGUGUCUUUACUUUAGUGCCAUCUCAUCCUGUGGAUGCGUUAGGUCAGUGCUGGUAGUCUGACAUUUUAUGAGCAGACGAUAUACAUGACUCCAGAGAAGAUUUUGUCUGGGAGUUACCGUAGAACAUAUUUAGUUCCAAGGAUUAGCCUAAAUUUUUCUGUUUUUUAUUUUUUGGGUCCAUUUAGGCUGCUGCUUCCUUAAGACGCUUGUAAGAUUAAUUCAUAGAGCUGCUAAAAUAUAAUAGUAAUUUUUAACACUUUGUAUUUUUUGGUGAUCAGCUCUUGAACCUGUUUGUGAAUACUAA
Molecule: messenger RNA, 2148 nt
Organism: Phalaenopsis equestris
Lineage: Eukaryota; Viridiplantae; Streptophyta; Magnoliopsida; Asparagales; Orchidaceae
Exons: 8
Coding region: 245-1837 (530 amino acids)
Molecular function (GO): protein binding
Source: RefSeq, a predicted model, not a curated record